AUGUUUGAGAUGGAGGGAGAUGAAAUCUUAGAAAAGCCGACCCGGGGGCUCGUGGAAGGCCCGAAUAUGCGAUAUUUUCGGCGACGCUACUUCAGUAAGGCUGAAGUGGCCAGGCACAACACCGUCGACGACCUGUGGGUUACCUACCUGGGUGCUGUGUACAACCUCACCCCGCUGGCCCAGAAGCACAAAGGGAGCAUCCUGAUGAAACCCAUAUUGGAGGCGGCGGGACAGGACAUUAGCCACUGGUUUGACCCCACGACCCAAGAUAUCCGCACGCACAUCGACCCACUGACUGGCUGCUUGAAGUAUUACACUCCCAAGGGGCGCUUUGUGCACAUCCCUCCGCAGCUGCCCCGCUCCGACUGGGCCAAUGACUUUGGCUUGCCGUGGUGGAGGGACACAGAUUAUCAAGUUGGCCUGCUCUCGCCCAAGACCCGGUUUAUUCGAAUUAUCAACACACUCACAACCCAGGAGCACACGCUGGAGGUGGGGACGCUGGAGACCAUGUGGGAAAUCCUACACCGAUAUCUCCCCUACAACGUCCAUGCUGCCAGCUACACUUGGAAAUUUAAUGGUGUCAACCUCAACAUGGACAAGACCCUGGAGGAGAAUGGGAUUAAGGAUGAGGACUUCGAGUUUGAACGACUUAACAUGGACCCAGAGUUGUACAUACCUGCUGUGUUACUGUACUUCAAUGAUGACCUCACUGAACUAUAAGGAGAUACACUUAUAAUAUGUAGUCUAGAGAGAGAACAGGGUGUAUGGCUCAGUUUCUGUGCCCAAGAGUAAAGGGGAAAUCUAGGUCUUUAUCUCAUCUUUAACUCUCAGCCCCUGAUUUCCACCAAGGCUCCAUAUCCCUCAAAAACUCAAGAACCCUUAAUUCCCAUUUUAUAUGGCACACUGAGAAUAUUAGGGUUUUUUUUUUAGUCAAGACAACACAAACUAAGAUUAACUAUACUGAAGCAAUUUCAUUAAUAAGGUGAGAGUACAGGAAGUUCUGGAGUCUUCUUUUCACCUGUGAAGAGGUACUACAGCAAGCAUGGAAAGAUAGGUACUUGUCAAAGAAUUUUGUCCUUAAAGUGAAGCAUGGAGGCAAGAGAGAAAGCAAAGACCUUGGGAGAACUAGGAUACAAUAAAAAUUUAAUCAUCUGUGCCAAUAACUGGCCAACCUCUUGGAUAGUAGUGGGAAAACAAAUCACCAUUGGGUUAGAGUUCUUGAAGCACUUUAAAACUGGAAUUCAACAAACGUUUCUUAAGCACCUACUUUUUGUAAGUUUCUAUGCUAGGUAUUGGGACACAGGAGCAAAAAUGAAACAUCUUGGUUUUAAGCAGCUUAUAGUCUAUCUAGUGAGUGUCAGAAAAACCACUUGUCUUGAUAUCACCCAGAGAGAUUGGGCUUGUGUUGAGGUAAGCUAAGUUUCAUGCAGAAGCACUUAUCUAUUCCAAUCAUUUUACUUCUUCAUCAAAUAUUGUAUUCCCUAAAUCUCAUACACUAAGACUGGGCUUGUGGGAAAGUCUUGGAUGCAUUCUGGGGGGCUUACCUGUUUUACACUGGAAACUGUUAAGUGGUAGAUUGUAGUUAACCACUUGUCUUAUUUAGAAUCAGUUAGGAAAGAAACUAGAGAAGUAAUUCAGAAGCCAAUAAAAAGGGGAAGAUUUUAGCUAAGCAGUAGAUGUAGAAAAGAAACACCCAGAAAUCACUGAAGACCCCCUGCAUGCAACUUUCCACUUUCUUUUCAUUUAGACUUUCUCCCAAGGAUAGGGAGAAGUAUUUUCCUUAUUUUGGAGAAGGGCUGAAUGAAUGUCAGAGAUUUCAUCAUUAAUGGAGAAGUUUGAGAGAAGGGCCAAGAGAAUGGAGAACAUGCUAUUGGGAGGGGGAAGUACUGGAGAAUGUAUCUAAGAAUGGGUCAGGGCUGGGAGGUUGGUGUCUUCUCUCCAUAUAGGAGAUCCCAUCUGCAUGAGACAGGCUGGAGUUGGUUGGUACAAAAACAGGAAGAGAGCCAGUUCAGUUCCUGUCAGAUAGAUCUGGAUGGGAGUUUUCUGUUAAACAUUUUUUGAGGGGGAAGGGAGCAGAAAGCAAAUAAAGCUGUCUUUAUUGUCCUCCACAAUCUCUGAUAUUCAGCAGUAUUAUAGAAUUUAUUCUCAGGUCAGCAGAAGCACUAGACAUCAUCGCAUCAUACAUAGGUAUCUCUUACAUGGGUUAACACCCCAGAAAGCUGGAAAAAAUCCGAGUAAAAUUUUUUGGCCCUUCCUAUCAGAACUUUUUUUUUUUACAGUAACAUAUACAUGUAUGAGUUACUAAACUUUUUUAAGAUAUUGUUACCUUUCUAGCUUUUGUGUGUCAUCUGCUCACUUUUGUGUUUUUUUUCCCCACAAACUUAACUUUUUACUUAUUUUUUUUUUAAUUAAACCCUUACCUUACGUCUUACAGUCAAUACUGUGUAUUGGUGCUAAGGCAGAAGAGUGGUAAGGGCUAGGCAAUGGGGAUCUAGUGACUUUCCCAGGAUCACACAGCUAGGAAGAGCUUGAGCUCACAUUUGAACCCAGGACCUCCCAUUUCUGGGCCUGGCUCUCAGUUCCCUGAGCCACCCAGCUGACCCCUUUACUUCUUUUUUUAAAAGCCUUUACCUUCCAUCUUAGAAACAAUACUGUGUAUUGGUCCCAAGACAGAAUAGCAGUAAGGGCUAGGGAAUCAAGGUGUGACUUGCCCAGAGUCACACAGUUAGGAAGUGUCUGAGGCACAUUUGAACUCAGGACCUCCCAUCUUUAGGACUGGCUCUGAAUCCAGUGAGCUAUCCCACUGCCCUGGACUUUACUUAAACUUUAAAAAGCAAAUUGUGUAUAUUUAUGGAAUUAAAAGAUAACAUAUGCUGAGAUUAUACAAUGCUAUAUAUGUUUUAUGCAUUUCUGAGUUUUCAAAUUUUCCUGUAUUGUCUGUGGCCUCUGUGUGUCAUCUAUGGCUUCUGCAAAACUCCCCCAACAUUACUAUUUAAUUUCUUAUGCUGACUUGCAAUAUCUCAAAGCCUCAGUGGAGAAAGCUGAGAUGUGGAAGGGAUGCCUGUACUAUAUAUUCUUCUGUACAUGCUUUAUGUAUAUCUGCUCUUCUUGGUUAAACUGUAGACACCUCCAGGAUAAAAACUGGAUUGUUUACCACAUUGUAUCCCACCUACUCCAUACCACCUAACAAUUCUGAACACACAAUAAGGAUAUUAUGGGCUGGCCAUGACAAGUCUGUCCCCUUUUAGUUUAGGUCCUAUAUUUGAACCAAAUGAAAUAUUUGUGAAAUCCAUCUAGAACUUAACAGAAGGAAGUUUACUUGGCCAUGGUGGGUAAAAGGACAUUUCAAGCAGCAAAGAGAUGUUGAUAUAGCAUUGAUUCAGUUGAACACAAACUUUCCCGUAUCAGUGUUCAUCCUUCUAGCCUUUGGUCAGAUAACUGAAGGAGAAGCUUCAGACUCGAGAGCCCUGGCUAUUGUAUACCUAAAUGUCUAGAAAGCUUGUCUUGGUGGUGGUGUUCAUUUGUUUUAAGUCAUGUCUGACUUUAUAACCAGGGUUUUCCAUGCAAGGACACUGAUUUGCCAUUUCUUUCUACAACUCAUUUUACAGAUGAGGAAAUAGACAAAUGGUUAAUUGACUUGCCCAGGGCUACACAGUGUCUGAGAUCAUAUUUAAUUCAGGAAGAUGAAUCUUCCUGACUUCAGGCCCAAGUGCUGCCUUGCUGCCCCUAAACCUUAAUACCUUGAGCCAACCAAAUCUAAAGGAUAGUACUUUUUUAAAUGAAACACUAGCCUAAUUUGCCUGGAAGGUGGGGGCCUUAGAAUAUUGCUCCCACCACAGUGUUCAAUAAAUACUUUCUAAUGAAUGAAUCUUUUAAUAAAUAGGGAAUUGGAGAAAUGGAGGAAAGGCUGGGGAAUAGACAUGCAUGGAUCCUCUUUUCCAUUUGCCUUUCUAUUCUUCUACUUAUAUUUCUUUACCAGUGUCACCACCACCCUCCCCACCCCCGGCCCCCCAACAAAAAAGCAAACCACAGUUGAAUCUCCUAUACAGUGAACUUUUAGGGCAAACUUACAUGUCAUUGCCUAUCUGUGGCCACUAGGUGGAGGACUCUGGGACUAGAGGAAGGAGAAAUAGAAUAACUCCCAAGAACUCAAAAGUGUAACUUUUAUAGGUGGGAUACUUUAAAAGGGAGAGGGAAACAAACCUCAGAGAAGGAAUGUGUGCGAGUUGGGGAUUUAGAGAAGGAGGAGUUUGUAUAUAAGAUCAGAGAAAUUGGAAGACUGAGUCCAGAAUACUAAAGCUUAUGGGAGAAAGCUUACAGAUGGGCAAACUGAGGCCAAGAGAAAUUACAUGAUUUCCCAAAGUCACAGAGUCAUAUCUAGUAUUUAAAACCUAGGUUUUCUGACUCCAAAUUAAAUACUACAUCAUGUUGCCUUCAGAUAAGCAUUUUUCAUCCACUUAGUUUUUCUUAUAUGGAUUGUUAGGCUAAUCUUUUCUGAAUAAUCAGAUCUCAUUAAUAAGGUUCUGCAAUAUGCUUUAUGCAAUCAGCAUAAUAAUCUUCAAAAAUAACUUUACCCCAUCUAUAGAGAAUCCAAUUUCUAUUUGAAUCUAGUUUAGGAUAUUGCCUAUGACAUUUGUGAAUAACUUUUGUGGAUAAACAUCUUGUUUAUACCUUGUUUGACCAUAAUCAAAAGGAUUAUUUCUGUGAUUACAUUCAUCUAAGAAUCUUGUAGGCCUAUAGUAUUUGGCUCCUGGACUGUUGCUUAGAGAUUACUGCCAUAUGAGAUGCCAGACUCCAAAAAUGACUGAUAAGUAAGAUACUCUCCCAGAGUUCACCAGUUUAGUGACAUGUUUUUGAACUGGCCUUUCUGGGACUAGUGGGACAGAAAAGUGGCUAUUUCAUCCUUUGCAUUUGAGGUACAAUAAACUGGAUCAAAAGGUACAUGAUCACUGGACCAUUGAUCACCUGCCCUCCUGGCUCUAAGACUUUAAUGAGCUACUGUUGUAGGGCAGUAGUAAUCAGAAUUCCUUGAAGCAUAUGCCAUAAUUUAUAUGUAGCAAGUUAUGAAGAUGGCCCCUCCAAUGUAAAAAAGUUAGGCAGAUACCCACCAUGUGUAACAAGUUUGAUAUGUCAACCAUCCUAAACUUUUGGAUAAUCCAGGUGGGUUAUAUUUUUAUAUUUUCUUUUAUAUUAUGUUUUUCAUAUUUUCUUAUUAAUGAAAUUUCAGUGUAUCUCUCAACUGAGCUCAGAGGCCCCACCAUUUCAUUACAUAUUAUUUUAAAACUUGAGAAACCUCUUUUUUCCCCAUAGGUCUUCCUGUUAGACUCUCCUAAUUUCAGUCCAUUUAGGAAAGGAAUACACAGAGAUCUCCCAUAUGCAGGCAAAGUGGCUAGUGUAGUGCUUAUUUCUGUUGUUUGCCGCCCCCAUCAUAUUAUCAUGUUACCCCUUUAAUUAUAAACAAAACUUGGAAGUUACCUGCACCCUUGUAUGUUUAAUAUCUAAGAUAAUAUAGUUGGGAAGCUUUAUCUUGAGAGAUGUGAGAUAUUACCUGUGGUUUGAUUAGCCAGGACACUUUGGGUAGACUGGAGUUUAGCCACAAAAACAAGGAUAUGUAACAAUAGUUAGCAUUGAUGGAAAGAUCAAGCAAGGGUUUCAUUGAGGAUGGGAGAGGUGUGAAUGUUAAUACUCAGCAUGGAAGAAGUAAAAGGGAGAAAUUUAAGAUGCAAGGCAGUAGGGAUGACAGAGAGGGGCAAAUUUCUGGAGGAAUAAGAAUGGGAUGGGAUGAUAAAAUAGAAAUGGGUGAUCUGUGUGACACUAUUACUUGUUGCUGCAGUGACUGAUGUACUCUGACUUAUGACUAGAGAGAGCUGCUGCUGAUAUGGGGACACACCUGAUGGUACUUAGUUACAGUGGAGGUAGAGGUACUACAGAGAUAGAGAUAUGGAGCCACAGGGGAAACUGCUAAAGGAGAAUGCUCUGGGGUCUGCCUACUGAUCCCUACUGAUGGCUGAUGGAUCGAUCUAUUUCCUAACCUCCUUCCUCUUCCUCCCUCACUCCCUCCAUUAACCACCCACUUCUGGAAGCCUUUUGGCUUCCUCUCCCUCCCCCCCCCCAAGUGGACUAUAAAAUAUUCUAGUUUUCUUUCUCAGGUAAGGGGUUUAUUGGGAUAACAACAGGAUGGGAAACUGAGGGAAGAGGGAUGAGGGUUUCCCUAAAGUAUAAGGAGAAUUUAGGAGGGUUAUGGAAAUAAUCAGUCUUGUCACAAACUGUGACAGAGAGACAGAGAGAUGGAUAGAGGACAACUGUUUAAAAUCUUCUUUCUUUUUCACAAAGCCACCAAGAAAAGUCUCUCCUUCAGCUUGGCUUUCCUCCAACUCUUGGUCAGUCGAAUCUCAGAGAGAGCAGAGGUUUCCCCUUGAUCAAAAAGCCCAAAGCCAAGCCAGCCCUACGAGGGUCCUUCACCCAUGGACAGAAGCUAACCGGGAUCCAUUCUCAGCUUCUUCCCCUUCAGUCAGGCUCAACUGCCAACUCCUGGGAACAUUCCAUUUGGAACCUUCUUGAUUGACAGGCAGGUCAGGUCCCCAGCUUGUUUCUUGCAUCUUGGCUUGUCUGAAAAACCUCUCUCUCUUCAA
Monodelphis domestica (gray short-tailed opossum) is the source of this 6632-nucleotide messenger RNA. RefSeq names its product cytochrome b5 domain containing 1 (gene CYB5D1). Lineage: Eukaryota; Metazoa; Chordata; Mammalia; Didelphimorphia; Didelphidae. Gene Ontology annotation, biological process: cilium movement. The record is from RefSeq and is a predicted model, not a curated record.